UAGAAAAAUGAUUAAUCCAGGUAACAUAUAGUUCUAAUAGGUAAAUUAUAAUAUUCAUCAGUUGGUAUGAGCUGGCGAAACUUGUUACCGACUGAUCAAGUUUACCGACGCCGACCUUAGUACAAUGUACCCAUCGACUGAAAGAUGGUAGUACAAUCGACGCAGAAAAGUGUAUUUCUAGCAAUUGCCUUGAAUUGGACAUCUGUAAAGGUUUGAUUCGUGGACGUAGCCGACUAUGCUCUUUCGACUUUUCGCAUAGAGUACGAAGAUGGUGGAUGAUGCGUUUGGAAAUAUGGGUUGUGUUUGUUGAAGUUACGUUAUUGUGCAAUUCUGAGAUGGGGUGAAUACGCGUAACAAACAAGAAUACAGUGCUAAUGUAUUGGUGUAUAUGUUUUUACUGUAGUUACUGAACUCUAUUGCUGUACUACGAAAUGGCGACUGAUAAAAUAAAAGUUGCAGUUCGAGUCCGGCCUUUCAAUAGAAGAGAAUUGGAACUUGGUACGCAAUGUGUGGUCCAGAUGGAAGCUCGACAGACGAUAUUACAUCAUUUGGAAAGGAAACAGCCAAAAUCCUUCGCCUUCGACCACUGCUUCUACUCUCUGGAUCCUUCAUGUGAACAGUUCGCAAGUCAGGAAAUCGUGUUCGACUGCCUUGGACGGGACAUACUCGACAAUGCCUUCCAGGGUUACAACGCUUGCAUCUUUGCGUACGGUCAGACAGGUUCAGGAAAAUCUUACUCGAUGAUGGGCGGUCAGGACAACAAGGGCAUUAUUCCUAGGCUGUGCGACUCGCUCUUUGACCUAAUAGCGAAGCAGCAGAGUUUGGAGCUCACGUACAAAGUGGAAGUCAGCUACAUGGAAAUAUAUAAUGAAAAGGUGCAUGAUUUGUUGGACCCCAAAGCGAACAAACAGUCACUCAAGGUACGAGAACACAAUGUGAUGGGCCCUUACGUGGAUGGGCUGUCACAGCUGGCGGUUACAUCUUUUCAGGACAUCGACAACUUGAUGGCAGAAGGCAAUAAGUCAAGAACCGUGGCAGCAACCAACAUGAACAGCGAAUCAUCGCGUUCUCACGCAGUAUUUUCAGUGGUGCUGACACAGACUCUGACAGACACUAAGUCGGGUGUUUCUGGCGAGAAAGUGAGUCGGAUGUCUCUCGUUGAUCUUGCGGGAAGCGAAAGGGCCGUCAAGACUGGUGCUGUUGGGGAUAGGCUCAAAGAAGGCUCAAAUAUCAACAAGUCCUUAACCACACUUGGCCUUGUGAUAUCGAAGCUGGCGGAUCAGUCAUCAGGUGGGAAGAAUAAGGACAAGUUCGUACCAUAUCGAGACUCUGUACUUACCUGGCUUCUCAAGGACAAUCUUGGAGGUAACAGCAAGACUGUGAUGGUAGCAACAAUUUCUCCUGCAGCGGACAACUAUGAAGAAACUUUAUCUACUUUACGAUAUGCAGACAGAGCCAAACGUAUUGUCAACCAUGCAGUUGUUAAUGAAGAUCCAAAUGCAAGGAUUAUCAGAGAACUUAGACAAGAAGUUGAAGCUCUGAAGGAGAUGCUUAAAAAUGCAACAGCAUCAGAAGGUCAUAAAGAGCAACGGGUGGAUCUCACAGAAAAGCUGAGUGAAAGUGAAAAGUUGAUGAAAGAGAUGUCACAGACGUGGGAAGAGAAGCUUCAGAAAACAGAACGCCUCCAGCACGAGAGACAGCAGGCACUUGAGAAGAUGGGAAUCAGUGUGCAAGCAUCAGGCAUAAAAGUGGAGAAGAAUAAGUACUACCUGGUUAACCUAAAUGCUGAUCCAUCACUCAAUGAACUGCUAGUCUACUAUCUUAAGGAACGAACUUUCGUAGGAGGGCGAGAAGCGCCUAUGGAGCAGGAUAUUCAGCUCUCAGGGCUUGGAAUUCAGCCAGAGCAUUGUGUUAUAGCUAUAGAGGAUGGUGGACUAUUCAUGGAACCCCUCCAAAAUGCUCGGUCAUAUGUCAAUGGUCUGCCUGUCACUGAGAGGAUUCCUCUGCAUCACGGAGACAGAAUACUUUGGGGAAAUCAUCACUUCUUCAGAGUCAAUUGUCCCAAAUCAGCAGGUAGCAUUUUACGUCGGAAUUGUCACUUCUGUAUGAGUAGUCAUGUAGCAAGUAACUAACAUUUUUCAAUCUUCUCCACCUGGCACCAUUCUAAACUGUAGUUUACAAUAUUGUGGCUUACUGAAUCAUGUAAUGUUGUGUGCCCAUAAAUUGGUUUCAUAUGAUUUCUCCAUUCUUUGUUGUUCUUUUGUUCAUAUAAUUAUGUAUUAAUUGAAAAAAAUUAGCAGACUAGCAAUAUUUUGAUG
Messenger RNA from Zootermopsis nevadensis, 2318 nucleotides. The record is from RefSeq and is a predicted model, not a curated record. Lineage: Eukaryota; Metazoa; Arthropoda; Insecta; Blattodea; Termopsidae.